Molecule: messenger RNA, 655 nt
Organism: Antechinus flavipes (yellow-footed antechinus)
Lineage: Eukaryota; Metazoa; Chordata; Mammalia; Dasyuromorphia; Dasyuridae
Gene: SMDT1
Product: single-pass membrane protein with aspartate rich tail 1
Exons: 3
Coding region: 87-395 (102 amino acids)
Biological process (GO): calcium import into the mitochondrion; mitochondrial calcium ion homeostasis
Cellular component (GO): uniplex complex; mitochondrial inner membrane
Source: RefSeq, a predicted model, not a curated record
GGGGCCUAUCGCGAGAGCCGAGGGUGGGCGUUUUCCUCCGGGCACCGGCUGUCAGCGGUCAGUCCGUCCGCGAGGUUGGGGAUAAGAUGUCGCUGGGAGCGUCUCGCUGGCUGGUGGCGGCGACGGCCGCGCGGAGCGGUGCCCUCGGGCUUGGGCCCGCCGCGCGGAAAGCCGGGAGCGGCCUGGGGCAGGGCCCGGUCCCUUCGCGAUCGCUCAUCGCUACCCGCAGCGGAGCCAUCUUACCCAAGCCGGCUAAAAUGUCCUUCGGCCUCCUCCGGGUCUUCUCCAUUGUGAUUCCCUUCCUCUAUGUCGGGACCCUCAUUAGCAAGAAUUUUGCCGCCCUCUUGGAGGAGCACGACAUUUUUGUUCCAGAGGAUGACGACGACGACGAUUAGUGGGAUGCCCCGACCCCCCCGAGGCCCCAGCCGGCCCCUCCUGACGCCGAAGCCUCCGUAGCAAUCACGCUCUUUCUCCGGAAGCAGAGGGGCAGGGCGCCCGCCCUCGGCCCUCACCUCCCUGACCGGCAUCCCCGCAUGGCCCAGUGGACGUGGCGUGCGUCCGUAGCCUCGUCAGCCCGAGCUCCCGUGCCCUCUGUGAAGGCCAGGCUGCGGCCCCAGAGCACUGAACUAGGAAUAAAUAGCACUUUGUGACCCAG